AUGAAGCGCACGCUGAACCCUUACUGGAAUGAGAACUUUGACAUCACCGUGAAGGACUCGAGUGUCGUUGUUGUGCAGAUCUUUGAUCAGCGCAAGUUCAAGAGAAGGGACCAGGGCUUCCUUGGCGUCAUCAACAUCAAGGUGUCGGACGUCCUCGACCUGGAGCUCGGUGGACAAGAAAUGCUCACCAAGGAUCUCAAGAAGGGAUCUGACAAUACUCCUGUCAACGGCAAACUCAUCGUUUACCUUUCCACCCAGACUUCCACCCCCAUCACCAACCCUGGCCCCACCCCCAGCGCUCGCCCGGCCGCCAUCAACACUGGCGGCGAGUCUUCCACCAACUCUCUCAACGCCAACAACACCUCCACGCCCGAGCCCGACAGCCCGGCCACUCACAACCCCCGUGACUCCUUUGCCACUGGUGGAUCCACGACUUCCAACCCCACUACGGCCACCACGACGACUCCGUCUACGACUGCCAUCAACACGAACAGCACUGCUACGAUGAACUCGCAGCAGCCGUCACAGACGAGCCCCGUUGCGCCGUCGCAGAACCACCAGCAGUCUGCGAUCAGUGCGGUCGCAGGCGGUGCAGGAUCAGCGGGCAACACCCAGUUUGACUCGCACUCGGACCAGCUCGGGCCUUUGCCUCAUGGAUGGGAGCGUCGCAUUGAUCACCUUGGCCGUCAGUACUACGUCGACCACAAUACACGCACGACCACGUGGAGCCGCCCCAGCAGCGACCAGCAGUCCAACACGAACAAUGCCGCCAACUCGACCGGUGUCGCCCGUGCUCACCACAACACGCGUCUCACGGCCGAGGACAUGCUUGGCGCGAACACCACUGGCGGUUCGCAGACCCCCAACCAGGGCCAGCCGACUACCAUUGGCUCCACGAACCAGGCGACUACUGUCGGAUCUGGACCUCUUCCCGCCGGCUGGGAGCAGCGCUUCACCCCCGAGGGCCGCCCGUACUUCGUCGACCACAACACGCGUACCACGACAUGGGUUGACCCCCGUCGCCAGCAGCUGCUGCGCGUCAUGGCGCCGAACCAGCCGGGUGUCACGGUCCAGCAGCAGUCGGUCACGACUCUCGGCCCGCUUCCGUCCGGAUGGGAGAUGCGUCUCACUUCCACUGCCCGUGUCUACUUUGUGGACCACAACACGAAGACGACGACCUGGGACGACCCGCGUCUGCCGUCGUCGCUCGACCAGAACGUGCCGCAGUACAAGCGCGACUUCCGUCGCAAGCUCAUCUACUUCCGUUCGCAGCCUGCGCUCCGUUCCAACACUGGCCAGUGUCACGUCAAGGUGUCGCGUAACAACAUCUUCGAGGGCUCGUACACGGAGAUCAUGCGCCAGACGCCGAACGACCUCAAGAAGCGUCUCAUGAUCAAGUUCGAGGGUGAGGAUGGUCUCGACUACGGAGGUCUGUCGCGUGAAUUCUUCUUCCUGCUGUCGCACGAGAUGUUCAACCCGUUCUACUGUCUGUUCGAGUACUCUGCGCACGACAACUACACGCUCCAGAUCAACCCCAACUCGGGCGUGAACCCCGAGCACCUGAACUACUUCAAGUUCAUUGGCCGUGUCGUCGGUCUCGGUAUCUUCCACCGCCGUUUCCUCGACGCCUACUUCAUUGUCGCUUUCUACAAGAUGAUUCUGAAGAAGCGCAUCUCGCUCGCCGACCUUGAGUCUGUCGACGCUUCGCUCCACCGCUCGCUUACCUGGAUGCUCGAGAACGACAUCACCGAUAUCAUCGAGGAGACGUUCUCGAUCACGGAGGAGCACUUCGGCGAGAUGGUUACUGUCGACCUGAAGGAGAACGGACAGAACAUUGAGGUCAAUGAGGACAACAAGAAGGAGUACGUCGACCUGGUGACCGAGUACCGUAUCUCGCGCCGUGUGUCGCAGCAGUUUGAGAGCUUCAUGAGCGGCUUCAACGAGAUCAUCCCGCAGGAGCUGAUCAACGUGUUCGACGAGCGCGAGCUCGAGCUUCUCAUCGGUGGUAUGUCCGAGAUUGACGUCGACGACUGGCAGAAGCACACCGACUACCGCGGCUACAACCCGAGCGACGAGGUCAUCGAGUGGUUCUGGAAGAUUGUGCGCUCGUGGCCCGCGGAGCGCAAGUCGCGCCUGCUCCAGUUCACGACGGGCACGUCGCGUAUCCCUGUCAACGGAUUCAAGGACCUGCAGGGCUCGGAUGGCCCGCGCCGCUUCACAAUCGAGAAGGCCGGCGAGAUCACCCAGCUGCCCAAGUCGCACACGUGCUUCAACCGCAUCGAUCUCCCGGCAUACAAGACGUACGAGAGCCUCGAGCAGAAGCUCACCAUUGCCGUCGACGAGACCGAGGGCUUCGGCCAGGAGUAA
This is a messenger RNA of Trichosporon asahii var. asahii CBS 2479, 2367 nucleotides long. RefSeq names its product ubiquitin-protein ligase. Gene Ontology annotation, molecular function: ubiquitin protein ligase activity; protein binding. NCBI's taxonomy places the organism in Eukaryota, Fungi, Basidiomycota, Tremellomycetes, Trichosporonales, Trichosporonaceae. The record is from RefSeq and is a predicted model, not a curated record. Gene Ontology annotation, biological process: ubiquitin-dependent protein catabolic process. The coding region runs from base 1 to 2367 and encodes 788 amino acids. The transcript is spliced from 4 exons.